CCUCAGCAGGGAACUGGAACAACUACAUCGGCGUCAGGCGGAGGCCGGUCGUUCUUCGGUAUCCUAAGUUGGGCAAGUGUCUUUGGAGUAGGUGUUGUGUCACGCAAAGGGAUCAAAACUCGGGACUAAGUGUUCAAAAGGUGAAGAAUUGCCUGAUUCUUUGGUAAAGGUCAUGCUCUGUCUCGGGUACUGCUCUUAAUCUGCUGAGAGAAAAUCCUGCUACGAAGCUACUGACUGAAGAUUCAUUGCAGCAGGUGUCAUUUAUGUAAGGUGGCUUGCUCCGUUGUAUUUUGGUACCACGUGCAUUUUAUCCUACUUUUCCAGCCCAAGCCUGUGUCUUACUGGGCGCAUGCACAAGGCUUGGACGUGUGGCUGAACCUGUACCAGAGUAAAGGAAGUCUUAGACCAUGCCUGUUCCACCUCCUCCUCCUCCUCCUCCUCCACCUGCAGCUCCGCCCCCACCUCCACCUCCCUCUUUUUCUUCGGGACCUGCAGAACCACCAAAACUAAACAAAGAAGAGCACCAAGGUCGAAAUGCACUGUUAGCUGAUAUCCAAAAAGGGGCUCGUCUAAAGAAAGUGACACAAAUCAAUGACCGCAGUGCCCCAGUUAUUGAUGCUCCAAAAGGUGGAAGCAGAGAAGGAGGAGGAGCAACUACAUCACCUUCAGCUGGUGGGGUAGGUGGAUCCCCGCAGUCCUUAGGUGGUUUAUUUGCAGGUGGCUUUCCUGUGCUGAGACCUGCAGGACAGAGAGAAAAUUCAGGUCCCAGAUCAGCACUUCAGCCUGGUGGAUUUAGAGGGCAGACACCAAGACUUCAGAUUCCAGUUAACAGCAACAUCAAUAAUGGAAGCAGCCAGAAUACUCCAACAUCAGACAACCCAAAGCAGACAAAGUCCUCUGAUCCACCUCCUCCUCCAGUUCUCAGGCCACCACCAGCACGCCCAAACAGACCUGCUUCUCCUUUACCUCCUCCUGUGCCUUCAUCACAAAGCAAGCCUUUACCACCUGUUCCACAAACUCCUCCUCCUCCUCCUCCACCUAUUCCAUCUGAGAAGCCAACAAAGACAGCAUGUUCCUUCAGUCCUCCUCCUCCUCCACCUCUGUCUCUUCUUCCACAACCUCCUCCUCCUCUACCACAGUCUGGCAAACCGAUCAACAAAGGUCAGAUUACCCCUCCGCCUCCACCAGUUCCCCCACCCCCUCCGCCUGCACCCCCCUCUAAUGCAAAGGACAGACCUAUCAGCUUUGCAUUUCCUCCUCCUCCUCCCCCCCCUGUUGCACUGUAUGAUGAUGGACUUGAGGAUCACAGUUCUGUUCCCCCACCCCCUCCACCCCUUCCCUUGUCAUUUGCUGCCAACCGACCCAGUCUGCCUGUGCCACCUCCUCCUCCCCCACCAUCAGCAUAUAUGCAAGCUGUAAUUACCAGUGAUGCUGCCCUAUCCUUACCUCCCAAGAGCUCAGUCCCUCCUACCCAGGCAUCUAAAGCAAACAUACAGUCCAUGCCACUCCCACCACCACCACCACCUCCCCCUCCUCACUUUGCUCAGCAAUAUGGAGGUAAUCAGAAAAGGGCUCAAGCCAGAGCAGGAGCAUCUGCUGCUGGGAGACUACCAGCCCCUCCUGCACCACCAGUCCGAGCUCAGUCUACAGGACUUUCAGCUAAGACACAACCUACAUCAUGGACAUCUCAGCCGCCACCCCCGCCACCCCCACCACCACCUGCUUUAAUGCAGCCAUCCAGUUAUGGACAAAUGCAGAUGUCUGAUAACUUUGAAUCCAAGUUUAACUUUCAUUCAGUUGAAGAUUUGCCACCACCGGAAGAAUACAAGCCAUUUAAUAAAACAUAUCCCAGCAAGGCACCUAGAGAAUACAAUAAAGGUACACCUGUAAGAACACAGAUGAGAUGAUAGACUACCAUGCUUCUGUGCCCAUAAGUGAUUGAAGAGCUGCAACCCAUUAGAAAGGGUUUCAGAAAAGAGAAGAUCAGCAGUCGAUAGAGCUAUCCAUUUUUCUUUUGACUGCUUGACAGCUGCAAAGCGAUCAGCUGCCCUAAAGUGGAAAUGAUUUAUGUUUAAUAUUGUUUAUAGUUUGCUUCAUUAUCUUUCUUAAUUUUUUUUUUUACCAUUGCAAAGACGCAACAUUUCUUUAAUUUAGGAUGAUUGAUUUUCUAAUUCACAAACCUCUUUACUGUCCAAGGUGUGAAGCCUUUUAAUGUGUGUUUUUGUCAAGCCAAGUUUAUAUCCCAUGUAAUAAAAAUGGUCUUUGGAUCAGC
This is a messenger RNA of Protopterus annectens (West African lungfish), 2272 nucleotides long. RefSeq names its product WAS/WASL interacting protein family member 3 (gene WIPF3). Bases 408 to 1907 code for a protein of 499 amino acids. NCBI's taxonomy places the organism in Eukaryota, Metazoa, Chordata, Ceratodontiformes, Protopteridae. Gene Ontology annotation, molecular function: actin binding. The record is from RefSeq and is a predicted model, not a curated record. The transcript is spliced from 11 exons.